Messenger RNA from Elephantulus edwardii (Cape elephant shrew), 378 nucleotides. It is a transcript of the gene NAA38, whose product is annotated as N(alpha)-acetyltransferase 38, NatC auxiliary subunit. The coding region runs from base 1 to 378 and encodes 125 amino acids. Lineage: Eukaryota; Metazoa; Chordata; Mammalia; Macroscelidea; Macroscelididae. Gene Ontology annotation, cellular component: NatC complex. The transcript has 3 exons. Gene Ontology annotation, molecular function: RNA binding. The record is from RefSeq and is a predicted model, not a curated record.
AUGGCCGCAGCUGGGCCCACCAUGCUACUACGAGAAGAGAAUGGCUGUUGUAGCCGGCGUCAAAGCAGCUCCAGUGCUGGGGACUUGGAUGGGGAGCGCGAUGACUCGCCUGCUGCGCGCGCUCGGCAGCAGCUUGAAGCGUUGCUUAACAAGACAAUGCGCAUUCGCAUGACAGACGGGCGGACACUGGUCGGCUGUUUCCUCUGUACCGACCGGGACUGCAAUGUCAUCCUAGGCUCGGCCCAGGAGUUCCUCAAGCCAUCGGAUUCCUUUUCUGCGGGGGAACCCCGUGUGCUGGGUCUGGCAAUGGUUCCCGGACAUCACAUCGUUUCUAUUGAAGUGCAAAAAGAGAGCCUGGCGGGGCCCCCUUAUCUCUGA